Molecule: messenger RNA, 908 nt
Organism: Cucumis sativus (cucumber)
Lineage: Eukaryota; Viridiplantae; Streptophyta; Magnoliopsida; Cucurbitales; Cucurbitaceae
Product: arabinogalactan protein
Exons: 2
Coding region: 21-752 (243 amino acids)
Cellular component (GO): plasma membrane
Source: RefSeq, marked provisional
CACACACUCACUCGGUUGAAAUGGGUAGACAAUCCGUGAUCGCACUCGUUCUCAUCUGCGCCGUCGUCGCUGGUGUCGGUGGCCAGUCCCCGGCUGCUGCUCCCACUACUACUCCCGCCGCUACUCCCCCAGUAGCAGCGACGUAUCCCCCUCCAGCUGCAUCUCCCGUAUCUACACCGACAAAUCCAUCUCCCGCCGCCGCUCCUCAAAAGCCGGCAACUCCAGCACCGGUCUCCACGCCGCCUGCAUCGGCGCCACCAGCAGUCGCUCCAGUAGCUUCUCCACCAGCCAGCACUCCUCCGACUGCUUCCGUUCCUGCCAGCUCUCCUCCGGCUGCUUCCGUUCCACCUAGCUCUCCACCAGCUGCUACCGUUCCGGCUAGCUCUCCGCCUGUUCCAGUUCCGGUUAGUUCUCCACCAGUUUCAGUACCGGUGAGCUCUCCUCCAGUACCAACUCCAACGGAAUCUCCUCCCGCUCCCGAAAGUUCUCCUCCUGCCCCAGUCGCGUCGCCUCCUGUUGAGGUUCCUGCCCCGGCACCUAGCAAGAAGAAGUCAAAGAAGCACAGAGCACCAGCUCCUUCUCCAGCGUUGCUUGGUCCACCUGCGCCUCCUUCUGAAGCUCCUGCAGGAAGCGAGGAAGGUCCUGCGCCCAGCCCUUCACUGGAGGACAAGAGUGGAGCUGAAGCAUUAAUGAAGGUUGCCGGAAGUUUGGCUUUGGGAUGGGCUGCCGUCGCCGUCAGCAUCAUCUUUUAGAGAGAGAGAGAGAGAGAGAGAUUUGAUCGUGCUUCAUUUAUUUAUAUUUAAUCUCUUUUAUUUAUUUUUGGUUAAAAAUUUUCCCCCACUGUGUACUCCAUAUCAUAAGAGGUGCUUUAUCGAUUGAAUUGAUUUUAUGAAAUUUGUUUUAGAAAU